GCUUGGCAGUCUGAUUGUGUAAACAGCCUGACUGAAUUUUGCAUUUUAUUCAGGCAGGUCCUGCUGAAGAUGGCUACAAUUGCAGCCUUGCUUAUUCUAACAGUAUUGGCUGCCUCUUUAACAGAUGCUACAGAAACUGCUGAGAAAGCGGACCCCUUUGUGUAUAACUACGGUCAGCUGCGUGUGGGAGGUCUGAUCAUGGCUGCUGUCCUCUGUCUCAUUGGCAUCUGCAUCCUCUUCAGUAACCGUUGCAGAUGCAAAUUCAAACAAGACAACAGGAAAAGGGCCAACAGCACUUCUGCUACAACCGAGCAACUGCUUUCAUCUCCAGCCCGGGCUAGCGAGUGCUGAAAUGGCAGAGCAAGUCUUACAACAAACGUGGCCUCUUGCAGCUACUGUUUUGAUGGUGAUAGGUCAAGGGUGUAAUUAAGCUUUUUAAAAUGUGUAGGACAGAGGUUCCCAUCAAAGGGUACUGUUGGAUCCUGGAGAUGUGAUGUGUCUAAUUUAAUAUCACAACAUGUACACUUGCAUUUUGAUAGUAAAUUUGGACUUAUUUGUAUCUAUUCCAAUAAAGUGUUUCUCCCCUUUUUAACCCCCCUCCCCCCUAA
Messenger RNA from Polyodon spathula (Mississippi paddlefish), 608 nucleotides. Its product is annotated as sodium/potassium-transporting ATPase subunit gamma-like. Gene Ontology annotation, cellular component: membrane. Gene Ontology annotation, biological process: regulation of sodium ion transmembrane transporter activity. Gene Ontology annotation, molecular function: sodium channel regulator activity. The transcript has 7 exons. The record is from RefSeq and is a predicted model, not a curated record. Bases 70 to 351 code for a protein of 93 amino acids. NCBI's taxonomy places the organism in Eukaryota, Metazoa, Chordata, Actinopteri, Acipenseriformes, Polyodontidae.